ACAGAGAGAGAGAGAGAGAGAGAGAGAGAGAGAGUGAGAGAGAGAGAGGGAGAGAGGGAGUGUGAGGGGAGAGAACACAUCGCAGCAGAGAUGCAGCAGGAGGUUUUCCGAGAUUUCGGGGGCUGGUCAUGGUGUCCAGUGAGAAGGUGUGGGACCCCCUCCAAGCGGGCCUUAUUAAGCCACGUCUAAGUGAACAACGGCUGGCUCCUGGGCUACCUCCCUUCUGCAACCCCACACAUAGUGCAGCUAAGGACAACACAUUCUACAAAAGUCAGCGGUUGUCAUCCUUGUCUUCCCUGCCACUGUCAUUAGCGGCUCGAAACACCCUUCAACCACUUGGAGCCUCUUCACCGUUACAUCCACGUGUCAAUUUGUACAGCUCAAGCAAGAUUGAAGGACUACACAAACCUGUCCACCGACUUGGUGUUCCCUCUCACUCCAGAGAAGAGGAGGAGAAAGGGGAAGCUGAGCAGUUGGAGAUGAAGGGUAAAAGGCUGGGAGGCCGGGCAGAGGCCACAAUGGAGGACAGGCUGGAGGAUAUGGGUGAUGGACCUAAAAAUGCAAAAAUCACCCUUAGCUUCCCGCUAAGUGCAGCCCCCCUCCCAACCUCUCUGACGUCGCCAAACCACUGUCACAGCUCUGCUUCGUCCUCCCCUUCCCCCCACCGACGGCGACCGUCCUCCAAGAACUCGGACAAGGGGUCGCUGUGGAAACUGGAUGCUACCAUGGAUGUAAAGCAUAGACCUUUUAAGCCCCCCAGACACGACAGCUCUCCGUCCUCAUCACCUUCCUCCUCCUCAUCUCCUAUGACUGCUCACGCACUUAUUAGGAAGGAUAUAAAAUCUCCACCUCCACUGAAGUGCUCCAAACUCAAUUCAGAGACUCAGUUUCACAGGUCUCCCCCGAGAUCCUCUAGUGGGUCUUUAGGGGGCUGUUAUGGGGGAGAUGGAUGGGAUGAGAGGCACAGGGUGGCCAACGGUACAGCCUCACCCUCUCAAACGGCCCAGAUCCUCUUCAGUCUGGGCACGUCAGCCUUUCAGAGAGGUGGGGAUGCAGAGAGGAGAGAGAAAAUAACGGGACGACCAGCUGGGAAAGUGGGAAGCCCUCAUGGACCAAGCCUUCACCCACCCACCCUGCAUCUUCCUCCCCCCUUACCACCACCACCUCCUCCCCCUUCCGAGGGUCUGACUGCACCCCCUCACUCGUCAUCCUAUUCUCCUACUGACAGCCUGAAGCCCGAGCUGAUUUGCGGGGUGUGCCAUCGGCUUUUUAGCUCGGCUUCCUCCCUAACGGUCCACAUGCGGCUGCAUCGUGGCAGCCGCGCCCUCAGUUGCCGAUAUUGUGGCAAAGUCUUCAUCCACAGCAAGAGACUGCAAUCCCAUGAGGCCUCCUGCAGGGUGCCAGGGCUGCCCUCUAACAGCCUGCGCCCUCCUUCUCUCACUGUGCAGCCAAAGGAGGAGCCGCUGGAGGAGGGCGAAGUGAGAGUGGAGGGGGGAGUGAUUGUGGGAGAAACAGACAUCAGUAAGGCGCGGCCGGGGAAGAAAGCGCGGAGCCUCCUGGCGCGUAUCCAAGGUGAUGAUGCAGCAGGCGCAGAGCUACUGGCGGGUGAUGAGAACCAUUUUGUGAAGGUGGUAGAUGGCAAUGUCAUUUACUUCUGCUCUGUGUGUGAGCGCUCCUACAUGACUCUAUCCAGCCUGAAGCGUCACUCUAAUGUGCACUCAUGGCGCCGCAAAUAUCCAUGUCAUUAUUGCGACAAGGUCUUUGCCCUGGCUGAGUACCGCACAAAGCACGAGGUGUGGCACACAGGAGAGCGACGAUACCAGUGCAUCUUCUGCUGGGAUGCCUUUGCCACCUACUACAAUCUCAAAACACACCAGAAGACCAUUCAUGGGAUUAAUCCCAGCCUCAUCUCCAGUGAAAAGACAGCUAACGGAGGUUAUAAGCAGAAAGCCAAUGCCCUCAAGCUGUACCGCCUUCUUCCCAUGCGCUCCCAGAAGAGACCCUACAAGACCUACAGUGACAGUUUGCAUAAUGGCCUGUUAUUGCCACCAACUGAAACAUCUUCCCUCUCCCUGCCCGGCCUGGGCUGUGCUCUGGGCCCUGGGGACUUACAAAGCCUCAUUGGUGGGGCCCACCCUCAGAGUGUAAAGCCUGACCCAGAUGCCUUCCCUGACGGCUUCCCUGUUUCUGUGACUGCUGAGCACACGGACCUUUCUGCACUAACACCCCUCCCCCAGUCGGAUGUGCCCCAAGUUAGAAAACACGAGAGUGAGGCCCUAGAGUCAGAGCAGGGGAGAGGUAGUGGCAGCUUCAAAAUGUCUAAUGGCAGCAAAACCAAAACUCUCAAGACGAGUAGAAAUCCAGAAACGAGCAUGCCUUCUGUGAUAACAUAUGGCCAUACAAAACCCUCCGUCAUAGUUCAUGGAACAGCAAUGUCAUCCUCUGUCAUUGUGCAUAGCAACCAGGUCAUCCCUGGAAGUGAAAAAAGCCCAGUGAACAGCCCGCCCCCUGAAACCAGUAACAGUCAGACGUCACUGAAGGGCAGCCCUCGGCCUAUCAAAAAGCAAAGGGAUAGUAUAGAUAAUCAUCGAAAAAGAUCACGAGACAGUUCAGAUACCACAGAGGAGGGCUCAAGAAGCAGACAGGAUGCAGAGACAAGCAGAUUAUUUCACAAAUCACGCAAAUCCCACAGCAAGAAUGACAUCUCUAACACAAAGCAGCUCUCAGGAUCUGGAGGGUCACAGGUCAAAGAGGCAGGGCCACUGUGCCAGAUUACUGUACGCAUCGGCGAGGAGGCCAUAGUGAAGCGCAGCAUCUCUGAGACAGACCUUAGGAGAGACAAGAGCCUUUCUCCUCCCAAAACCAAACGGAGUGAAACGUCAUCUGUGCGGGACACCAAGGAACAACGCCACUCUCACUCCCACCACCAUCACCAUAAACACCGCCUCCAAAGUAGAGCAAGCCUGGAAGCUGAGGGGGAUAAGGAAGGAGAAAACUGUGAGGAGGAGGAGGAGGAGGAGGAGGAGGAGGUCAGAAAAAAGAGCUCUAAAUCCCCCGAUGAAGUUAGGGAGUACUACUUUCGUCGGGAGGUGCGUGAGCAGGACAGUGACCACGAUAUGGAGGAUAAUCUAUGGCGACCUUACUACUCCUACAAGCCUAAGAGAAAGGCCCAAGCACAUCUACAGAGGGUAAAGAGCUGGCAGAGGAAACUGAAAUAUAAGCGUUCCAUCCGGCUGAAGAGGAGGGCAGAGAGACUGAAGAACCCUGCGAAUAAAGAGACAGAGAAAUCACAGGACGAAGACGAGGAUAGGACAACUGAGGAGGCCGAACAACUGUCAAAAGCUAAGAGAAAUGAGGGAGAAGUGAAAAAGAAAGGUUAUCUCUCUGCCCCUUUAAAGGAGAAAAAUAAAGAUGCAGAACAGCAGGUUAAGGAGGCCCGUCAUGAGGUUUCCACCCCUCCUCUUAACUCUCCAAAGUCUCCUCUGUCUACCUCAGUGGCUCCUACAGGAAUAAAGAGGCGGCCUUGGACUAAUGGGAAUGCAGCAGAGUGUGGUACUUGUGGCCGCUGGUUCUCAAGCCCCAGGAAGCGAGACAAACACGAGCUGAGCCAUCUGCUGGAGUUUGUUUGCCUCCUCUGUCGAGCCACUUUUCCCUCAAGGGAUAAGUUGGAAGACCACCAGAGAGCCCAGCAUCCCAAGCCUACAGAGACACCUGCUGUGCCCCCUAAAGUUGGUGAACAAGUUGAAGUCAAAUCUGUGUCAGAGAUCGCAAAGUAUGAUGAAGAUAAGGGAGGACAAGCAGGCUUGGGAGGGAGCAAUUGUAGUCCGACUCGCCUCAGCAGAAGAGCAUUAUCACGGCACACCUGCCCACAGUGUCACAAGGUAUGCAAGACAUCAUCAGCACUAACUCGCCAUAUUCGACGCCACGAGUUAAGCAGUUCUCCAGAGAGAGAAAAGGAAGAUAAAGACUCCGAGCCAAAAACUUUAGAGACAGUUGUUAACACUCUCAGCACAGACCUAGAAACUGAAAAAGGACAGGUUCCCAGUGCUCUCUCUGUUUCAGUCAUUAGCUAUUCAACGCCAGAGCCGCCCAGUAGCGGUGAGUGUUUGGCAUCACAGCAGCAUGAAGACCAUCUCAGUGAACUCACAGAUGAACAUCAAAUGUCUGAAUCCGGUCACAAAGCCGAACUGAGAGAGCGCACGCUUUCAGCUCCAGACAGAGAGCACAGACCGCACAUUGCAAACCCUUCAUCAGAAAGCCCAAUUAACCUUACCCCCACUAAACACGAAUUCACGCCUGCCACGCCGUCUGCUCUCCAGAGUGUGCUAGUCAUGAAUGGGCCAGAAUGUCUCGACUACCGUACCCCCAGCAAAAAGAACUUAGACAGCCAAAUCCACAGAAUACCCAGUCCUCUGCACAUCGUGGCAUCCACCAACAGCUCUCCAAAUGUGUCCAUGACAUCACAGACCAGAAUAACCACUGCUGCUCCUCUUGUUUCCAUGACAACAACUCCCAGCUCUGAGGGGGGAUUUAUGAAACGGGAUGGGGUCAUUAUGGACAGAGAGAGGCAAGGUGGGAGUGGCAGAUUUAUACACGCAGGUUACAGGGAACCACCUCGGGUCCAAGAUCUGAGAGUCCAAUCCAUGUCCAGAAGUCCCUCUCCCAAUGAAGCACAAGACCUGACCAUGUCGUCUAUACUAGCUAGAGAGAGGGAAAUAGAGAGGCAGAGAGAGAAAGAGAGGGAGCUGGAGAGACAGAGAGAGCAGGAGAGGGAGAAAGAAAUUGCAAAAGAAAGAGAGAAAGAGCUAGAGAGGGCCCAGCAAAUCAGUAGAGUUCCUCACGCCCCAGAGGACCAGAUUGUGCUCUUGGUUCCUAAAGAGGAGCCCUUGAGCCCUGUACCGUCUCCCCAACAUAUCCCCACUCAAACCACUAUGAAUGGACCCUCUUCACACAGGCACACUCCCAAGUCCCCCUGCCGGUCCCCCUCAACUAUUGGACUGUUAGCUCAAGCCAACCGCCAGGUUCACUCCAGUCCACAAGGACUAGAAAGGCUCACGCUGCCCACUGGAGCAGCUGGUGCCGGCGACCGCCCCUCUGCCCACGCUCUGCUUCUGCCCCGAGCCCCACAGCCACCUGAGCCAGAGCACCAGGACAAUGUUUCUUCCAGAGAUUCCCAGCCAGGGGAUGCCACUCCAGUGGGCUACUCUUCCCAGGAUUACCCUCUACCCCUUAUUGUGCCGGACACCUAUCGCUCUGGUAAGAAGCAGGAGGAAAACCUGCUCAUGUCCUCCUAUCCCCCUGGAGCUCUUCCCUUUGGCCCACUGGGAAAAGUGAUGGUCCCUAAUGGCGGGGAUCUGGCCAAGCUGCCGUUCUAUUCGGAUCCUUACCAGCUGUUCUAUGGGCCCCAGCUCCUGGCCUACCCCUAUAACUUGGCAGCACUUCCUGUGGCUCUGAAUAUGAUGGCACCUGGGGGAGACAAGGUGGAGCCUCUGCCGUUCCUCCCUGCUAUCUUCAACUACGCAGCUACUGCUGGGCCCUACAUGGGUGCAGCCCCUCACCCCCUUGUGGCAAAUCCCAGCCUUUACAGCAGCAGCAGCGGCAGCAGCAAAAAGCAACGAGACAGCAGCAGCAGCAAACCAUAGAACACCGAACACUACAAGGAAUAUAUUUCAAAGGGGACAGCCUCAUCUGUUUAGGCUGGGAGUGGGAGGGGUGCGUGCUCACUGGGUCACUGAGUACUCUUGCACAGUACACCUGCCUCUCUUUUAUUCAAUACAGAUCAGAGCUAGGCAUUAAAGGAGUAGGUGUGAAGGGAGGAGAAGGAGCAAAGAAACAGGGAGGAGAGGCUGAUAUUAUUGUGACGUAUCAUCACUCCCCUAUCUUUACUCCUGCUCACCUUCCUCUGUGUCUCUCCUGUCUGCCUGUAGUGUGUUGUAGUUCUAGAGCUUGAUUAAUCUUCCUCUUUGACUCAUUAUAUUAUCUAUAAUAUAAGAAUAAGAACUGCUAACAGGGUGUGUGUUAUGUGAAAAAUUAGUUCAGUCUACUUCCCUUUAUAGUCACCGCAUAACGAGGAUAAACGCUCUUCAGGGAAGGCAUGUGUGGGAAAGGAUAAGGGAUGAGACAGAGGAGUCCAUACGCGACACGUUCGGAGCAUUAAGCAACUCAAACCUUGUGUAUUUUUGUAUGAACGAGUGAGAACACAGGAGAAGCCUGUUGUUAAACUGUCCAUGAAAGUUAUAUAUGAGCAUGUACAUGCACAUGUAUGUACGGAUUUGUGCAUGCAGAGUUGGGCUUAAGCAGGUAUUACUGCAUAUGUGUGAAAGUGUGUGUGUCACUGUGUGUGUGUGCGAGAGCGAUGGAAUAUGAAUGACUAGAUCAUUCCGUGCGUAUGAGGCGCACACAGCAUUCCUACUCUAUUUGGAAUCGCUACUGUAGGUCAAUGUGUAGAAGUGCAUUUAGAAGUGAUUCAUCAUAUCCAAAUCAUUAAGAAGUUAAGCUAUGGCUGGAUGUUAGUGUAUGACAAUGACAGAUCAUCUGAGCUUCGAAAGUCUCAACAAGCCUUGUGAAUUUGCGGCCAGAUGACGCUGUAGGAUCUGUAACCUGUAUAGCAUUCACCAUAGUUUAUACCUUAUGUGCACAAAAUAGAAAAGUAGUGGUCACUUAAAGGGGACACUUGUAGCUGCUUCGGAAAUGUAGCUGGCCACUGGGUAAGAAUUCAAGGCUGGUAGACCAUUGCACUUCCGUUUUUCAUCUCAAUUCCUUCACGUUACAAAAAAAAAAAAAAAAAAAGAGAAAAAAAAGGAAAAGAAUAAAAAACCAGUCAGCCUUCAUCUUGUGUAGCUUUUUCCUCUUUGAGUGGAAGACGAAAAGGCUCUAUUUCCUAAGCCAAGAAGAAGAAAGCAACAGCAAAGAAGGAAAAAAGAAAAAUGGAUUCAGGGUAUUGUGUUAUUUCUGGAUAGGAAAGAGAAAUAUAUGGGCACAAAACUGUUGGACUCUGAAUCAGAGGGGCCCCCACAGAAAUGACGCCGGGGCCUAAAAAUGUUGUCCUGCUCCACAACUGAGAGGGAAAUUGGAAAAAGUGUGAACUAUUUCCCUUCCUGCCCUGUGUCAUUUACCAAGAGGUUAGGAGAAAGGCUGAGCUUAGCAGCCAAAGCGGUGGCCGAAACUCUCCAGUCGCCCUCCUGGGGGGGCUUUUUUUUUUUUUUUUUUUUUUUUUGUUAUGUGUAAUGUUAUCUCUAUAUGUUUGUUCUGUUUAAACUAUGUUGUUGUUUAUGUUGUUUAGCCCUCUUACCAGAUGGAAGUGGCUUCAGUGAAAAAGAGGGAGUAAACUUAAAAAUAUGAAUGUAAAUUUAGUCAUGAGGUUAAUGAAGUACAGCUGCAUUAAUGAUAGAGUUGGUUUCAGUUCCUUUUUUUUUUUUUUUUUUUUCUGUUUUGACACAAAUAACCUGUUAAAGAACCGUAUAACGUCUGGUAUGCAUAUAUACAGUAGUCCUAGGACCACGUCAGUAAACUUGGGUUCUGUAUCCACAAACGCAUGAGCAACACUUGCUUCCUAACCGUUUAUAUCCUCAGCAGAUCUGGCAUUGUGCACACAGCUUUUGUUUCUUUUUUUUUUUAAUUUCAUUUUCUGGCUUUUUAAUCUCCUAUGUCUCUGUUAAUACUUUUUUUUUUUUUUUUUAAAUGACUAUCUUGGAAAAAAAUCCAUUUUUUUUUUUGCUGUCACAUUUACACCUCACAGUCACUAUCUCGGAGCUGUUUAAUUCUCCCUCUCUCUCCCCCUCAAGCAUACACUCGCUCGCUGCAGCUCUCCCGAACGAGACGCAUACCUUUCAUUGUGUGUGCAUGCGUGUGAUGGUACCGGGGCCGCCUUUUCGGUUUAGGCAGGAGUGUUAAAACACAAGUGUGACCGACUGCAGGGGGGGUGCACAGGCGUCCCCUUGGGUGUGGUUACAAGCCUUUUUUAUUUUCUUUUUUUUGUGUGUGUGUGUGUUUGGUGUUUCGUGUAUGAGAGUUGAGCGACUGUGUGAAUAAGAAAACCAAAAUAAAUCUGCCUAAGCAGCAUAUCCCUUGGCAGUAUAUGGGCCACCUGUAUUUUUUUUUUUGUUUGUUUUUUUGUUUUUGACACUUUUCUGUGGGUUAGUUUCAGUGUAAUAAAGCCUUGCUGUCUCCAAUACACUAUCUCAAGCCAUUCCUUGUAGAUGGACAUGUUUGUGUUUUUGGACCAUUUCUUAUGCCAUAGUUUGCCAUCAUGGUUAUCAUACAGACCAAAAGCAUGCAAAAUCGACGUAUUGUAGUGACUGGACUGGAAUCUGGUGGUAAUAUACAACUAUUUACUGUAUGUUUUAGUUUAAAUGAAUGUGCCUCUGCUUUGAUAUUUAAAUAAUUAUCUAUAGUAAGAUGUGGAUCUGCCAGAUUUCAACUGUUAAGAUGCCUUGUUAUGGCAUAAGAAAUUUGAAUAGUAAACAUUUUUCUUGAGAAACGACAUUUAUGAUUUGGAGAUAGAUUUCAUGGCUUUGUUUGCUAUGAAGCUGUUCAUAGACGUAGGAGUGUGGCUAAACUGUUUUGGUAUCGUGUACAUGUCUAGGGUAAUACUGUGCCAUAUAGAGCCCACAAAAAUAUGUUAAUGUUAUUUUUAAAAGAUGUUUUAAUGUUGCCUGAUGACUUUGUCUUUAGAUUUGAUACAAAGGCUUGUAGCCACAGCUCUCCCAAAGUCUGUAGUCUCCUUUCCCAACAUCCUUCUUGUCUCUCUCUCUCUCUUUCUCUCUCUCUCUCUCUCUCUCUCUCCCCCCUCGUUUCCGUCUCCCUUUCUUUCUCUUUGCUGCAAUCAAACAAAAUAAAGUAUUAACCUGAUGACCCAAUGAAAUCA
Molecule: messenger RNA, 8866 nt
Organism: Stegastes partitus (bicolor damselfish)
Lineage: Eukaryota; Metazoa; Chordata; Actinopteri; Pomacentridae
Gene: zbtb4
Product: zinc finger and BTB domain containing 4
Exons: 2
Coding region: 129-5642 (1837 amino acids)
Biological process (GO): regulation of gene expression
Cellular component (GO): nucleus
Source: RefSeq, a predicted model, not a curated record